CUCUAGCCAUAUUUUUAAUGUUUUUAACCAUAACUCUGAGAUGAUUUAUGUUACGUCAGUUUAAGUUUGCAUGUUUACAUGUUGUAUUAGGAUGUAGGCAUUUUACAAUGUUUACAGCACAAUUUUAAAUUAUUAAGACACAUAACAGAUAGCUUGUAAAAAGACUAUAAGUUUAUAAAGGUGUUAUAAACAGACGUUUUUGUAAAAAAAGCAAUACAAUUUGAAUGUGCCGCUGUGUUUACAGGCUGUCUAUCACUACUCACCAUCGCCCAUCACUGAUGAUGAUAGUUCUACACAGACGAACCUCUGGGACAGCCAUCACUUGAUUAUGAUGCAGACAAAUAAUAAGAAAAUCAGGGACAUCAAGCGGAACAUAGGACGUGCAAAGGAGGAGCUUAUCCAGUGUAUAUAUGGUCGCUGGAACGGGCCAAUGAAAUCACGAGGCAACAGCGAUGGGUUUAUGCAGAGGAAGUGGGCAGACGCCAGAACUUCCAGACCCUGCAUGGAGGUCAUAUAUUAAAUUACCUCUUUCCUGGACUGGAAGAUGUCCCUUCUUUGUUUGCAAGCCAGGCUCCGGAGUGUUCUCUGACACCAAACUGCCCAAGCUGGGAAUGGAUGACAUACAGAUGGUGGAAGAGACAAUUGCACCUUUCAUCCUGUCAGCUCCUUUGCCUGACUUGAAAACCAUUACCCAACUAAUUGCGUCAAAAUCUAUAACCAACCUAUACCAAUUACAUGACUGGAGGAUGGGAAAACUACAGCUGUUAGUGCGCAGUGUUGCUUAA
This is a messenger RNA of Homalodisca vitripennis (glassy-winged sharpshooter), 785 nucleotides long. RefSeq lists its product as uncharacterized. The record is from RefSeq and is a predicted model, not a curated record. Lineage: Eukaryota; Metazoa; Arthropoda; Insecta; Hemiptera; Cicadellidae. Bases 453 to 785 code for a protein of 110 amino acids. The transcript has 4 exons.